Molecule: messenger RNA, 2155 nt
Organism: Schistosoma guineensis
Lineage: Eukaryota; Metazoa; Platyhelminthes; Trematoda; Strigeidida; Schistosomatidae
Source: the annotation of a GenBank genome assembly
CUACAUUUUGUCGUGGAUGAUGAUAAGUGUUUAACGAAGAAUCAAAAGGCUGAACCGUAGUCCCCUGAGUUCUCAGUAAACAAUAUGGCUAAAGCUCGUAAAAUACCAAAUGCCACCAAAGAGGAACUCAUGAUUUUAACCGUGAGUGAAAUAAUCUCACACCUUUUAAAAUCUAUUGAAGAGAAACGUGAUGUUGAUUUAAAUAAAUUGAAGUCAGCAAUAUCUAGUAAAUAUGGCUUAGCCUCACAACCACGUCUGGUUGAUUUAAUCGCAGCUGUACCAACAGAACAUAGACAUGUGCUGUUGCCACAUCUGAAAGCGAAACCAGUUAGAUCAGCUAGUGGGAUUGUAGUUAUAGCAGUUAUGUGUAAACCUCAUCGAUGUCCUCAUAUAGCUGUGACCGGGAAUGUUUGUGUCUAUUGUCCAGGUGGACCAGAUUCUGAUUUUGAAUACUCUACACAAUCUUAUACUGGAUAUGAGCCCACUUCCAUGCGUGCUAUUCGAGCUCGUUACAAUCCCUUUAUUCAAACACGGCAUCGAAUUGAACAACUUCAACAACUCGGACAUACAUGUGAUAAGGUCGAAUUUAUUGUUAUGGGGGGAACGUUUAUGUGUCUUUCUGAAGACUAUCGGGAUUAUUUCAUUAGAAGCUUACACGAUGCACUAUCUGGACAUACAAGCCAAAACGUUGACGAGGCUGUUAUUUAUUCUGAACGAAGUAGAACAAAAUGUGUUGGAAUCACCAUUGAAACACGUCCUGAUUAUUGUUUAAAAAAACAUUUAAGUGAAAUGUUACGUUAUGGUUGUACACGGUUAGAGAUUGGUGUUCAAAGUGUUUAUGAAGAUGUUGCCAGAGAUACAAAUAGAGGUCAUACUGUUAAAGCUGUUUGUGAAUCAUUUCAUUUAUCUAAAGAUGCUGGAUUUAAAGUUGUUUCACAUAUGAUGCCUGAUUUACCAAAUGUUGGCUGGGAACGUGAUUUAGCACAAUUUGCUGAAUAUUUUGAAAAUCCAGCUUUUCGUUCAGAUGGAUUAAAAAUUUAUCCAACACUUGUUAUACGUGGUACAGGUUUAUAUGAAUUAUGGCGUACUGGUCGAUAUAAAAGUUAUCCACCCGGUAUGCUGAUUGAUUUGAUUGCUCGAAUAUUAGCGUUAGUCCCACCAUGGACUAGAAUUUAUCGUAUUCAAAGAGAUAUUCCUAUGCCAUUAGUAACUAGUGGUGUGGAACAUGGUAAUUUACGUGAACUUGUAUUAGCUCGAAUGGAAGAACUAGGUGCUAGUUGUCGUGAUGUUCGAACACGUGAAGUCGGCAUACAAGAAAUACAUUCACGUGUAAAACCAUAUCAGGUUGAACUUGUUCGUAGAGAUUAUGUUGCAAAUGGUGGUUGGGAGACAUUUUUAGCCUAUGAGGAUCCAUAUCAAGACAUAUUGAUCGGUUUAUUACGUUUAAGAAAGUGUUCACUGCAAACAUUUAGACCAGAAUUAAUCGCUACAAAACGUAAUAAUAGUGGUGAUGAUGAUGACGAUGUUCAAGGUAAUAAAGAUCCUCGUUGUUCCAUUGUACGUGAAUUACAUGUAUAUGGUAGUGCUGUUCCAGUGGCUGCUAGGGAUCCCACAAAGUUUCAACAUCAAGGUUUUGGAACUUUACUAAUGGAAGAAGCAGAACGUAUAGCUAAAUAUGAACAUGGUUCAUUGAAGAUUGCAGUUAUAUCCGGUGUGGGGACUAGAAACUACUAUCGAAAAUUGGGUUAUGAAUUGGAAGGUCCAUAUAUGAUCAAGUUUUUAUAAUGCACAUUUUUAACUAACUUGACAUACACUGACAAUAUUUCAUCCCCCCCAUUGAUUUUAUGUACAUUUUUUCUACUCCCAAUAAUCACCCUCUAAUAAUCAUUUAUUACUAAUUUAUGAUCGAUUCGAUUUGUAUUUUUAGAAAAGGCUUCUGAGUAUGAUUAGACUUUACGAACGAUCAUUGGUGAUAAUUUAAUAGUUAUUUGGUACCUGUACGUACAAAACACUUAUACUAGGUAUAAUGAUGGCAACAGUUAAUACAGUGUCAUAAAUGACAUGUUUUAAUAUCUCAUUUUUGGUAUAAGUUCCUGUGUGACUAAUUGAAUUUAGAUUGAAAACAACAAUAUAAUCAAUGAAUGUGGAUGAAUUC